Molecule: messenger RNA, 805 nt
Organism: Periophthalmus magnuspinnatus
Lineage: Eukaryota; Metazoa; Chordata; Actinopteri; Gobiiformes; Gobiidae
Product: leucine-rich repeat LGI family member 2-like
Exons: 3
Coding region: 153-401 (82 amino acids)
Source: RefSeq, a predicted model, not a curated record
ACUAUGCUAGCUCCAUGGUUAGCCUGUUGCUACUUGACUAUAGACACUUCAGUGACAGCAGCGUGAGACAAAAAGGUGACGCUGCAAGAUAAACACAAAAACUCGGGGAAACGUCGAGGCUGCUGCUGGUGUCGUCUAUAUUUGUGUCCAAAAUGCAGUCUUCCAAACGCAGUGAGAGUGACUGGCAGGGGCUGGUCAGUGAGACUCAUGGACCAUUUUUAAAAACAGAUUUCAUCCUCCAUCAGACGAUUGCCUCAGAAUCUCUGUCUGUGGACACGUUCAGCUUUAAGAAUGACGUCUACGUGGCUAUAGUGGCCCCCAGUAUGGAGAGCUGCAUGGUUUUCCAAUGGGACCACAUAGAAAUGAACUACAGGACCUAUGACAAUAUCACAGGUUUGUAAAAAAAAAAGUAAAAGGUACUUUUCAUAUCAUUGGAGGUAACACAAUUUCAGUUUUCGAGAUCAAGCUUUUGCUUUGAGAAAACAAAAAUAAAUACCCAAAAUUCAUAAGAAAUUGAUUUGUAUAACUACUGUAACUAACAACAUAUGUAUCAUUUUUAAUCAAUAUCACUGCAUUUAACACUUGAACAAAUUAACAACACUUGUCUGAAAUAUUUUUUACUUUUUACUCUUAAAGUACAUUUUUAAACUGGUAUUUACUGGUAAAUACGUUUAUUAAGUAGAUUUUUUUUCAUGUGAUACUUUUACUUAAGUAACAAAACUGAGUACUUCAUCAAAAACAAACAGCUUUUUCUUCCUCUACUGUAAAUAAAUAUUUUAUUAGAAUAAAACAUUUUAAUUGGCCC